UGCGGCGUGGAGGACUCACAGGAGAUGCCUCUACCCCUCCCCUUCCAGGGCACCACCCUCGAGGUGACACUGCCCUGCCUCGGGCUAGUUACCCCUGCACUGCUUCCCCUGGAUUGCUGAAAGCGCACCCUGCUGACUUUCCGUUCUUCGGCGCCCCCUGUCCCUGGACAGAGCUGACAAAGGAGAUUCCUGCGGGGAGCCUUGCCUCCUUAUCGCCCGAAAGUGCUGAGCCAAGAGCUCAGCCGCCCCUUUUGCAGAUGUGAAGGGCCAGUGAACCUUGGACCCAGACGGUUGCUUAACAUCCCUCUCCCCCGCCCUCGCCCCUUCCUUCCCCCUCCCUCAACCCCUCCACCCUCCUUGACUUAAAUCCCACGGGCAUUUUUCUUCCCUUGCACCGAGCGGGCAGCUUCAGAAGAGAAGGUUGUACCACUGUUCCCCGGAGGGUGCGUCUCCACGCGACUGCGGGCCACCGCCCUGGGAACCCGCUCCCAUCCAGGGCCGGGGAGUAAGUGGCCAUGCCAAACAGCUGGUGAAGGUUUGCCUGCGCUUCCCCCACCAUGGUUGACGGUGUCAAAUAUGAAGUGGCCUCCCAGCAUGAGGUGGAUGCGGCCCCUCAGAAAGAUGGGGCGAGCCCAGGGUCGGAGCAGGUGAAGCUGAAGAAGGAGAUCUCCCUGCUCAAUGGCGUGUGCCUCAUUGUGGGGAACAUGAUCGGCUCGGGCAUCUUCGUCUCCCCCAAGGGCGUGCUCAUGUACAGUGCCUCCUAUGGCCUCUCGCUGGUCAUCUGGGCCGUCGGGGGCCUCUUCUCUGUGUUCGGGGCCCUUUGCUAUGCGGAACUGGGCACCACCAUCAAGAAGUCAGGAGCCAGCUAUGCCUAUAUCCUGGAGGCCUUUGGGGGCUUCCUCGCCUUCAUCCGCCUCUGGACGUCGCUGCUCAUCAUCGAGCCCACCAGCCAGGCCGUCAUCGCCAUCACCUUCGCCAACUACAUGGUGCAGCCCUUCUUCCCCAGCUGCUUCGCCCCCUAUGCUGCCAGCCGCCUGCUGGCUGCUGCCUGCAUCUGUCUCUUAACUUUCAUAAACUGUGCUUACGUCAAGUGGGGAACUAUGGUACAGGACCUUUUCACCUAUGCUAAAGUAUUAGCGCUGAUUGCGAUCAUCAUUGCAGGCAUCGUUAGACUGGGCCAAGGAGACACUACUCACUUUGAGAAUUCUUUUGAGGGCUCAUCACUUGCAGCAGGUGACAUUGCCCUGGCGCUGUACUCGGCUCUAUUUUCCUACUCCGGCUGGGACACCCUCAACUAUGUCACUGAGGAGAUCAAGAAUCCUGAGAGGAAUCUGCCCCUGUCCAUUGGUAUUUCCAUGCCUGUUGUCACCAUCAUCUACAUCUUGACUAAUGUGGCCUAUUACACUGUGCUAGACAUGAGGGACAUCUUGGCCAGUGAUGCUGUUGCUGUGACUUUUGCAGACCAGAUUUUUGGAAUAUUCAACUGGGCAAUUCCCUUUGCAGUUGCAUUAUCCUGUUUUGGUGGCCUCAAUGCCUCCAUUGUGGCUGCUUCUAGGCUCUUCUUUGUGGGAUCCAGGGAAGGCCAUCUCCCUGAUGCCAUCUGCAUGAUCCAUGUGGAGCGGUUCACACCAGUGCCUUCUCUGCUCUUCAAUGGGAUCAUGGCACUCAUCUACUUGUGUGUGGAGGACAUCUUCCAGCUCAUUAACUACUACAGUUUCAGUUACUGGUUCUUCGUGGGGCUCUCUAUCGUGGGUCAGCUCUAUCUCCGCUGGAAGGAGCCUGAUCGACCUCGCCCCCUUAAGCUCAGCCUUUUCUUCCCCAUUGUCUUCUGCCUCUGCACCAUCUUCCUGGUGGCUAUUCCACUUUACAGUGAUACCAGAAACUCCCUCAUCGGCAUCGCCAUUGCCCUCUCGGGCUUGCCCUUCUACUUCCUCAUCGUCCAAGUGCCAGAGCACAAACGGCCUCUUUGCCUCCGAAGAACCGUGGCAUCAGCCACCUGGUACGUUCAGGUCCUGUGCAUGUCAGUUGCUGCAGAAAUGGAUUUAGAGGAUGGAGAAGAGAUGUCUAAGCAACAGGAUCCCAAAUCUAGUUAAAUACCUAUUGGAAUCCUGAGGUGGGGACAAGGCCUCCCGUUUCCUAGAAGAUGGAGUCUACGAAGUUGAAAGCUCACUUUGGAGGUAUCCUCCAGAAGUCUCAUCGAGGCAGCUUCAGCCACUGAACUUGCACCUUGAGACAUGAAUAGUAAUUUAUUUGUUUUGCUACAUAUUGCUCUAGACUUUUUAAGGGAUGACAAAGCAGACUGGUGGGGAGCAUGUCAGGGGUGGGCCUAGUGGUUCUGGUGGUGCCUGUGAGCGUACCUACCCAUUCCUCCCUUUUCUUAAAAAGGGCCAACAUCGUUCCAAACUGCCUGUCUCCUCAGACAUGAAACUAUCAGGUGCUGGACAAGAAUAAAAGGCUUAUGUUCCUUUAGUCUGUGUGGCUUCAUUUUACAGUCUCUCCAGGAAGGAUCCCACUAAUCCAAACAAGGAAGGACUGAACAAAAUCUAAUGCAUCAAAAUACCUGAGAGUUUCUUCCCUGUCAAGCUGAUGGCGGCUACAUGAAGGC
This is a messenger RNA of Ochotona curzoniae (black-lipped pika), 2605 nucleotides long. RefSeq names its product solute carrier family 7 member 7 (gene SLC7A7). The record is from RefSeq and is a predicted model, not a curated record. Lineage: Eukaryota; Metazoa; Chordata; Mammalia; Lagomorpha; Ochotonidae. Gene Ontology annotation, biological process: amino acid transmembrane transport. The transcript has 10 exons. Bases 558 to 2093 code for a protein of 511 amino acids. Gene Ontology annotation, molecular function: L-amino acid transmembrane transporter activity; basic amino acid transmembrane transporter activity. Gene Ontology annotation, cellular component: membrane.